AUGGUGUUGGUUGAUGAGAAGGGUGCAAAAAUCCAGUGUAUGGUAAAGAAAGACUUGGUUCCUAUCUUUGAUAAUCUGAUCAAAGAGGAUACUGCGGUUAUCGUCAAGAGGUUUGGUGUUGGUGUGAAUGAUGACCCUUUCCCUGUGGUUAAACAUAAGCUAAAGUUAAGCUUUUACAAAAGUACAGAGGUGCAACAUGGUGUAACUUUUACUGGUCCUGCUUAUGGAUUCUCAUUCACACCUUUCAAUGAAAUAACUGUGACCAAAGCUAGAGAUAAAGAUACCCUCAAUAUUGGUGUUCAAGUCAGCAACAAAUACCUCAAAGAGGUUCAACUUGGAAUUGAAAGAUCUGGAUUCAUCCUAAGCAGUGAUAAGAAACAAUUGGACGAGGUUAGAGAAGCUGAACAGCCUGGAGAUGUUGUAGUUGUGGCCACAAUAGCUAUGCUUGAACCGGAGUUUGGAUGGUUCUUUAUUGCUUGCAAAAAAUGUCAAAAGAAAGUCAUAAGCAAAAUGGAGUACUUGGAAAUUGCCGAUGAAGAAGAGCUCACUGAUGAGCUUAUCAAUGCUCCCGGUGACAGUAUCUGGUGUCGAAAAGAAAAAAAGAUAGCAACAGAAGUUGGACCCAAGUUCAGAGUCACCAUGAGAGUCCAAGACAACACAGGCAGUGCCUCUUUUGUAAUGUGGGAUAGAGAUGUCCAGAAGCUACUUGGUUUGUCUGCCCAUGAUAUCCGUCAAAGACAACUGAAUAAUGAUGAUGAUGAGACUUACCCACAUGAACUUGAAGGGUUGCUAAAUGUGAAAGUUGCAUUUAAGAUAAAAAUAGACAAAUACAAUGUGAAACACAAGGGCAGUGCUUAUACUGUCAACAAGAUGUGUGACGAUCCUGAUAUCAUUGCGGAGUUAGAAGAUGAAGAAAAUGACAAUGAGGUUCAGCAACAGGAAGCCAUGCCAGAAAUUGUGUCAGCUGUUAAGCUUGCUGAGGAGUCGCAAGGUGGACCAGAUUCAAAGGAUGCUUUCUCUGUUACUAGCGAUUCUUUAGCUGCCGAGAUUGAAAAAGAUUGUGAGACCAGCCCUUUGCAAAAGCGAUCUAAUGACACUCCAGGUGUUGAAUCAACAAGUAAGUCUGGAAAAAGGGUUCGCAAGGCGAAAAUAUACUAA
This is a messenger RNA of Erigeron canadensis, 1158 nucleotides long. RefSeq lists its product as uncharacterized. Lineage: Eukaryota; Viridiplantae; Streptophyta; Magnoliopsida; Asterales; Asteraceae. The transcript is spliced from 8 exons. Bases 1 to 1158 code for a protein of 385 amino acids. The record is from RefSeq and is a predicted model, not a curated record.